GAGAGCAGCAUUGUCCUACACACACACACACCUGGCUGAUGUCAGCACUGGGAUUGGGCUGAACCGGGGAGGGAGAACAAUCCUGGAGACAGGAAGUGGGGAGGGAAAGAGACAAGAGAUAGAGACUCGAACCUGCUGAAGGCGAGAAGCCAGUGCCUUGGAAUGUGAGUCAAUGUGAGAGCCUGAGCGAGCAGUGUACUGAUCCUUUCCCACGGGGGACCGUGCCACCUACCCACCAGGGCUUCAACCAAUUAACACCAUGUCUCAAAGAAAUUCAGAUUCCGGGCUUGGAAAAAAAUCCUCACUUUUGUAUGACAAAAAAAAAUAUGCAACCUUGGGCCCUGCAGUACCGAGAAGAACGGAUGUUCCAAGAAGGACUUUAGAGCCAGUAGAUAAUGCUUGCUACGUUCCAGAACAAAUCCCUUCUCCUGUGGAAGCCUCCAGGGUUAUACUAAGCACAGAAAGCCCAGCAGCACAGAAACUUGGUGCUCACCAAAUGAUUCCCAGAAGCUUAGCUGUGGCCACUAAAACCAAAGUCCCACGUCAUCAUAGCUUUGCUGCCACAACCUUCACCAAAGAAUUGGCCCGCAACGAUCCAAAAAGGUUAUCUGCUCCUGAUAUAUGUCUGGAUCCUUCAGAAGAUGAUAUAAACACAGGGGGGACAUUACAAAGGAAUUUAAGAAAUCAGUCUUACAGGGCAGCUAUGAAAGGAUUUCAGGACCUUGAAGACCGUGAACCUCAAAAGCCUUUAUCAACCUUAAUGCCUGUAUCAGAAGAUCCACAUGCACCUCCUCCACGCAGCCCUGGGAGAUCUAAGAAAACCUUUGGAAUAAAGAGAAUGCAGAGACAUGCAGGUUCCUUCAAAGAUGACCCACGGCUGUACCAAGAGUUCCGGGAGCGAGGACUUAACUCCAACAAUCAGGAAUCUGAUGAUGAUCUGCUGGAUGAGAAGGGGGAGGUGGAGCAGCCAGUGCCAAAUGAUGGCAUAGUGGUGAAGAAUUAUCGACCUUCCCAACUCAUCUGGAGCCAGCUUCCCGAGGUACAUGAAUCUGGGAUUUUGGACAGGAUUUCCCCUGAAGAGCGUAAGCGACAAGAGGCAAUAUUUGAGAUCAUCACUUCAGAAUACUCCUACCAGCACAGCUUGGGCAUUCUUGUCCGACUCUUCCAAAAAUCCGAGGACCUAAGACAAACAAUAACCAACACUGAGCACCAUCAUCUGUUCUCCAACAUUGCAGAGAUACUGGAAGUCAGCAAAAGAUUUUUUGAAGACUUGGAGAAAAGGCACAAAGAAAACCCAUUCAUUGACAACAUAAGUGAUAUUGUAGAGCAUCACGCUGUGACGAAAUUCCAGCCCUACGUGAGUUACUGCUCCAAUGAAAUGUACCAGCAACGGACUCUCCAAAGGCUCAUAUCAGCCAAUGUAAAUUUCAAAGACACCUUAAAGCAAAUAGAAAUGAAGGCAGAAUGUGGUGGCCUGCCCAUGUUCUCUUUCUUAAUUCUACCAAUGCAGAGAGUCACUCGUCUUCCUCUCCUGAUGGAUACUAUUUGCCAAAAAAUGAACAUGUACACUAAAGAAUAUGAAGAGACAACUCAUGCCCUGAAAGCUUUAAGCAAGCUGGUUAAGCAGUGCAAUGAAGGAGCACGGAAGAUGGAAAGGACAGAGCAGAUGUACACCCUGCAAACGCAGCUUGAGUUCGGGAAGAUCAAGCCAUUCCCACUCAUUUCUGCUUCGCGCUGGUUGUUGAAGAGGGGUGAACUUAACCUUGUGGAAGAAUCUGGAGUGUUCUGGAAAGGCUUUGGAAAGACUUCUUGCUACCUCUUCCUAUUCAAUGAUGUCCUUAUAAUAACGAAGAAGAAAAGCGAGGAAAACUACAUAGUAACAGAUUAUGUUAUGACGGAUCAGUUAGCUGUCACUAAAUUUGACAACAGUGACCAACCUUUAACGCCUCCUGCAAAAACUGCAACAAGUGGCCCCCGGAGUCCAAAUGGGACCUUCUUGUUCCAGAUUAAUAUCAGUAAGAACAGCGAAGGGAAACCAGACCAAACUGUGUUGGCAUCUGACAGUCUGAGUGAUAGAGCACGGUGGAUUGCUGCACUUGAGAGGAAAGAAGACAACAAAGAGAACAACAGAUCUAGGAGAGGAGGACUGAGCCAGGUGGAAAUAAUAAAGGCUUACUUGGCCAAACAAGCGGAUGAAAUUUCACUCCAACAGAAUGAUGUGAUGCUGGUGUUGCAGGAAGAAGAUGGUUGGUAUCAGGGUGAAAGGCUACGAGACGGAGAAAGAGGAUGGUUUCCAGAGUCCUAUGCCAAGGAAAUCACCAACCAAACAGCCGUAGAAAGGAAUGUUCAGCGAAUGGAGAGACUGAGGAUUGAGACAGAUGUGUAAUGGAAGAAAUGGACACUCUACGCCAAGGCCACACUGUGAGACAGACUUGUGAAUCUAUGCAGUGUGUAGUUCUUGGACCAUUGGUUGGCCAACUUAGUUUAGAUCAUAAAAUACAUUUCAGGAGAUCUUUGGAGAUCAUUCUACUGUAAUGAUGCUGAUCUCAGAGAGGAAUGUUAACUAGGUUGCCAGAAGGUCCAUGGAAACAAAACCUCAGUCCAAAUUAGGCAUCCAAAAUUGGACCAUCUUGGUCCCCCUGUCCUACAUUUUGUUACCCAGGGAGCAAUGCUCCAGAUCUUUUGUUUUCCGAUGAAACCAGUGACGUGUUGGUUAAGUGCCAAACUGGGGAAGAGCAGAAUAGAGCAAUAAAAGGCACCAAAAUGUUUUUUUUUAUUAUCUUCCCGUGUAUAAAUCAAAUGUAAAUAUAAAGAGAAGAAUGUGGCAUUAUAUUCCCUGUUGCAAGUUCAUGUUACAGGUAUGGGCUCUAUUAUCUACAAACAAAAUACACCAAUGCUAUUUCUCAUGAUCUCCUAUUUAAACCAACCAAGAUCUUCACCUUCACUUAAUGUGCUUUUUCUCCACCCAGCAUAAAUCCAUGUUUAUAACAAACAAUCCUAUUGGUUCCUUUUUUUAUUGUUGGGGUAUAGUGCUCCAUAUUACUGACCCGAAAAACCAACGUCCCAAGAAUAUGGCGCCUGGAAAGUGAGAUUUUUACUUUCCCUUUCAGAGGCAAAAUGUUGAAAAGAAUUCUGCAUUUUCAUGCACAACUAUAGUUUUACUAUUCUAGGGAUUUUGCCAGUUCUACACUACAAACCUGCAUUCUGGUUCUUAUCUGCUGCACUCUUUUCUAGGGAAGUAUAUACAUGGGACUUUAUUAUGUUUGAUUUGUACAAAUUCUGCAUCAUAACUGACAAGGGAAUUAUUUGUGAGUAAAUGAAUGGAAUGAGUGUAUUUUGGGAUAACACUAUGGGGCAAAUUCACUAA
Messenger RNA from Xenopus laevis (African clawed frog), 3367 nucleotides. RefSeq names its product Rho guanine nucleotide exchange factor 16 S homeolog (gene arhgef16.S). NCBI's taxonomy places the organism in Eukaryota, Metazoa, Chordata, Amphibia, Anura, Pipidae. Gene Ontology annotation, molecular function: guanyl-nucleotide exchange factor activity. The coding region runs from base 260 to 2386 and encodes 708 amino acids. The record is from RefSeq and is a predicted model, not a curated record. The transcript is spliced from 15 exons.